GGCGGGGCUCCCUGGUUUCACACUCUGAUGAAAUGUGCCUCACAUGCCUAUGCACUUCACUCUGCAUUUUCAACCAGCUGUUCCAGCCAGAAUCCAAAUUCUCCAGCUCCAAAAUCCCAGUCCAGUAGUGCCUUAGUGCACUAGCAGGUACACAUGCCCAGAGGCCAGUUUGCUAUGGUACUUCACACUUCCCAAGCCUCAUCUAAUGGUCUCCAGGCUAGAUGCAUUCACACCACCUCAGUGGCACAAGGCUAUAUCACUAACACAGAGUGGGUAUAUCUAAAGCUAACGUCAUACAGCAAGACAAUGGCAAAACUGGGAAGAAAACUCAGAUCUCCUGCCUCUGAGACCCCUCCUUUAACCCAAAACUAUUUUUAUUAUUAAAUUGGGUGUUUGUUAUUAGGAUGGGUAGGAUUAUUCACAGAGAGGAAAACCAGGUAUAUCAAGAUUGUGAUUUGCCUAUGGUCACCCGUAUUACAAUCUGUGAUCAAGUCUUGUGCUUUAUCUACAGGAGCAUUUUUGUUGCCUAAUAAUUACUUUUAGAAUCGUAGAGCUAGAUCAGGGGUCUCAAACACGCGGCCAGUGGCGCUCUUCUGUGCAGCCCGUCAAGCGCCCCACGUCCUCCUGCCCCUCUGCCCACCUCCAGGCCAGGAGUAGGCAAACUACAGUGACCCGUGGGAUUGCCCCCCGUGGCGCUGCGAGCCCUGCGCUGCUCCCUUAAGCAGCUGGCAGCACGUCCCUACGGGCCAGAAAGGGAGGGGGAAGCAUUGCCACCUUUCAAGGUACUGCCCUCCCGCAGCUCCCAUUGGCCGGGAACGGAACCGCAGCCAAUGGGAGCUUUGUCGGAGGUACCUGGAGAAGCUGCAGUUGAGCCCUGUGCCUACCCUCACUCCCCUAGGGGCUGUGGUUCCAGCGGCUUCCUGGAGGGGAACGGGGUCAGGAGCCUACAUGGCCCCCAUGUGUGCCACUGCCACUCCGAAGCCGCCCUAGCAGGGUGAAGCAGGGCUGCCCCCUCAGCCCCAUCGUCUUCAACCUCGCCAUGGAGCCGCUCCUGCGGGCGAUCGCCGAUGGUGCAGAUGGCUUCGACCUGCACGGCGAGAGGGUGAGCAUCUUGGCCUACGCGGAUGACCUGGUCCUACUCACAGACGGCCCCGAAAGGCUCCAGGGCAUGCUCAACAUCAUCGGGAGAGUCGCGGACUGGACGGGACUCUGCUUUAACGCCAAGAAGUGUGCGUCCCUCCAUGCUGACAGGAGUAGGACAGACUCGGUGCUGACGACGGAAUUCCUCAUCCAAGGCGAGUCUGUCAUCCCCCUGGUGGAGGGGCAGGCGUAUCAACACCUCGGCACGCCAACGGGUUUCCGCGUCCAGCAGACCCCCGAGGACACUAUCCAGGAGAUCCUGCAGGACACCGCCAAGAUCGACGCAUCCCUGCUGGCGCCGUGGCAGAAAAUCAACGCUCUCAACACUUUCCUCAUCCCCCGCAUCGCCUUUGUCCUGAGAGGAUCCGCCGUGGCAAAAGUACCCCUCAACAAAGCGGACAACGCCAUCCGGCAGCUGGUUAAGAAGUGGAUGUCCCUACCCCAGAGAGCCAGCAACGAGUUCGUCUACAUCGCUCACAGGCAUGGUGGCGCCAAUGUCCCUCGCAUGGGAGACCUCUGCGACAUCGCGGUCGUCACGCACGCCUUCCGCCUCCUGACUUGCCCGGAUGCCAUGGUAAAGAACGUGGCAAUGACCGCCCUGCGCGCCGCCACCGCGAAGCGAAUAGGCAGAGCUCCUUCCGACCAAGAUGUGGCCACCUUCCUGAGCGGCUCCCUGGACGGCGAAUUCGCCUGGGACAGGAGCGACAUGGCCUCGCUGUGGACCCGCGCCCGCAACGCCACGCGCCGAUUGGGAAAGCGACUGGGCUGCCGCUGGGUGUGGAGCGAGGAACGGCGGGAGCUGGGAGUCCUGGUACCACGGAUCGAGACAGAGGGUAACACCAUCGUCAGCCCCAGAGCUAGAGGCUUGCUGGAGAAGUCCUUGAAGGCUGCCGUCCACACGCUCUAUGUGGACACCCUGAAGAAAAAAACGGACCAGGGCAAGGCCUUCGAGGUCACCAGCAAGUGGGACUCCAGCAACCACUUCCUCCCUGCGGGCAGCUUCACCCGAUUUGCCGACUGGCGCUUCAUACACCGCGCCCGACUGAACUGCGUGCCACUCAAUGGAGCCAUCCGCAACAGGAACCCGGACAAGCGCUGCAGGAAGUGUGGGUAUGCCAUGGAGACCCUCCCCCACGUCCUGUGUAGCUGCAGGCCCCAUGCCAGAGCCUGGCAGCUGUGCCACAACGCCGUCCAGGACCGCCUAGUGAAGGCCAUCGUCCCUCACCUGGGAGAGAUCGCUGUCAACCGCACCAUCCCCGACACUGACAGCCCACUGCGCCCGGACAUCGUCAUCAUGGACGAGGACCGGAAAAAGAUCAUCCUCAUCGAUGUGACGAUCCCGUUCGAGAACAGGAUCUUGGCUUUGCGUGAAGCCCGAGCCCGCAAACUUGAGAAAUACGCUCCCUUGGCAGACGCCCUGCGGACAAAAGGCUGCGAGGUCUACACCGACUCUCUGAUCGUUGGGGCCCUGGGUGCCUGGGACCCCUGUAAUGAACGCGUACUUCGCACCUGUGGGUUGGGCUGUCGCUACGCGCGGCUCAUGAGACGCCUAAUGGUCUCAGACACUAUUCGAUGGUCUAGAGACAUUUACACAGAGCACAUCACCAGCCACCGCCAAUACCGAGUGUGAGCCGAUGUGACUCUGUGAACCCAUGAGGGGGAGGAAACUUGUGGACCUCCCCUGCUGGACUUUAUUCCCUGAGCCCUGAACCCACCCAACCGAACUCCACCAUGUGAAGGUCAUCCUAUCCCCAUUACCCAGCCCACUUAUCUUUACCCAUGACUGUCUGUAACCUGUAUGUAUGAGCGAUGUACCCCCACUGCUUCCUGACUGUAUCUUGAUCUCACCAACCGUACACCCCGCAUUGGGGACA
Gopherus evgoodei (Goodes thornscrub tortoise) is the source of this 3014-nucleotide messenger RNA. RefSeq lists its product as uncharacterized. The coding region runs from base 1040 to 2770 and encodes 576 amino acids. NCBI's taxonomy places the organism in Eukaryota, Metazoa, Chordata, Testudines, Testudinidae. The transcript is spliced from 2 exons. The record is from RefSeq and is a predicted model, not a curated record.